Messenger RNA from Dermacentor silvarum, 2082 nucleotides. RefSeq names its product probable serine carboxypeptidase CPVL. Gene Ontology annotation, biological process: proteolysis. The record is from RefSeq and is a predicted model, not a curated record. The transcript has 5 exons. The coding region runs from base 307 to 1740 and encodes 477 amino acids. Gene Ontology annotation, molecular function: serine-type carboxypeptidase activity. Lineage: Eukaryota; Metazoa; Arthropoda; Arachnida; Ixodida; Ixodidae.
AAGGCCCACGCGCUAUCCAUUUGCCUGAUACUCGCGGCGGAGGAUAAAGUGUACUGCCUCCCUCCUGCAGUCUUAUCGGAAAAGGAGAUAACGAAAACGCCGAUGGCCACAAGGCGGCACUCUAUCGUAUCCUCAAGCGUGCACGUGUAAACUCUGCAGGACUGCCGGAUUUCGUUGUGAAACUACGUUCUGCCAAUGAACUCGAAUAGUUCCACGUCAAGCGUCGUCUGAUCGUUGAGAGGAAAAGGCUAAACUGAAGGGUGACCAUCUGCAACCAUCGCUGUCCCGUGAGCUAAGCACCCGAAUAUGAAGCAUGCCUUGUUGGUUCUGUGUGCGCUGACCGCAGGCGCUCAGGCCUGGUUUGGGGCCUCAAUGCGAAGGCUCUACAAUGGGCCAGACAGCAUCCGCAGAGCACCGUCGCAGCUGGGCGACGUGGGCGACCCGCUCUUCCUGACGCCACUGAUCGAAGCUGGCCAGCUGGAGCAGGCGCGCAACCUGAGCCGCGUCGGUUCACUCGGGGCCGUGCCGGACUUCCCGGGAUACUCGGGGUUCCUCACUGUCAACAAGCAGUAUGGAAGCAACCUGUUCUUCUGGUUCUUCCCUGCCAAGGAGAACCCGGAGAAGGCGCCCGUGGUCCUGUGGCUGCAGGGAGGACCGGGCGGUUCCUCGCUGUUCGGACUGUUCGUGGAGCACGGACCGUACUGGGUGGCCAAGGGCGGCGUGCCCGAGCUUCGCGACACCACCUGGGCCCAGCGUUACUCGAUGCUCUACAUCGACAAUCCGGUCGGCGCCGGCUUCAGCUUCACCCAGGACGACCGCGGCUACGCUCGCAACGAGGAAGACGUCGGCCGUGACCUGCACGAGGCCCUGCAGCAGUUCUUCACGCUCUUCCAUGAGUACGCGGCCAACGACUUCUAUGCAACGGGAGAGUCGUACGCCGGAAAGUACGUACCAGCAAUCGCGCACGCCAUCGACACAGCCGUUGCGCCCAGGGUCAAGAUCAACUUGCGCGGCAUCGCCAUCGGAGACGGAAUGGUCGACCCGGAGACCAUGCUCGACUACGCCGACUUCCUCUACCAGAUCGGCCUCGUAGACAGACGACAAGCCGAUUACAUCCGCGCGGAGACUGCUCGGGCCGCUGCCUACAUCAAGCAAGAACGCUACAUGGACGCGUUUCUCAUCUUCGACAAGUUUAUAAACAUAGACAGUCUAUAUGAGCCAUCGUACUUCAAGAAUGUCACAGGUUUAGACUCACAUUACAACUUCCUGCUGUCCACUAACCCUGAGUGUUUCGACUAUUACCAGACAUUCGUUGACACACCCGUUGUCCGCAAGGCCAUUCACGUGGGUAACCUGACUUUCAACAAAGGAGAAGCCACUGAGAGCCACCUUCGGGAAGACAUCAUGCAAUCCGUCAAGCCGUGGCUCGCGUCACUCAUGGACAAGCCGCAGUACAAGGUACUCAUAUACAACGGUCAACUGGACAUUAUCAUCGCGUACCCACUGACGGACAACUUUGUGUACAGCAUCCAAUGGUCGGGCAAGGAAGCUUUCGACAAGGCGGAACGUAAGAUUUGGAAGAGGCCGGACGGAAACGGCGUCGCAGGAUACGUCCGGACAGUUGGAAAUUUCACGCAGGUCCUUGUUAGGGACGCCGGUCACAUCCUGCCCUACGACCAGCCCGACGUUGCGCUCGAUCUUAUCACACGAUUCAUCGACGGGAAGCCCUUCGAUGCGUGAGAUUCUAACGGAGGGCUCGAGUGUUGCUGUCUUUUAAGCAGAAUGUAAAUAAAUAAAAAUCAACAACAAACAGGAUAAACGGCAAUGAGAUGAAAUGUCGCCGCGAAGAAACCACAGGAACACGAACAUUUCGAAGCAGUUUUCUAGAGCUUGCCGGAAAACUGCCGGUUAUUGCAAUCUCAAACAUACUAGUAUAGAACGAGAGAUAAAUGAGAUGCAAAAUGCAGAGAGGAACAUACUAGUAUAAUAAAUAAAAGGUGCUCUGUACGAAAACUGCCUCUGGAGCAGCGAUUCAGGGCCCAGCGCGCACGAUAGCAAUAGUUAAAGAUGAAUGAGUGUAGA